AAUUACGAAGUUUUUUAGAAUGGAGAAACGUUCAGAUACAGAGAGUUCAGAAGAGAUUUUGGGUGAUUGGGAUUUAACUCCUCCGGUGGAUCCGGAAGAGAGAGUCGUAAUGGUUUCUGUUCCCAUUUCACCAGAAUCUGAUAACGCGAGAUCGAAUCAACCGAAAGAGAUCGAAACUAGGGUUUCAGACAAGGAAAGAAACGUCGCCGGAGAAUCAUCGGCGAGGAGAGUGUUGCCGCCGUGGAUGGAUCCGUCGUAUGAAUGGGGUGGUGGGAAAUGGAAAGAAGAUGGAAGAAAGAAGAAGAAGAAAGAUAAAGAGAAAAAGAAAGAGAAAGAGAAAGAAGAGAUUAUACCUUUUAAAGAAAUCAUUGAAGCUCUGCUUCGAAAUUCCGGUGACAAGGUUGAAGAAGACAAAGCUAAUCAAAGCCAGAGCUCUGUUGAGAUGUUGAAAUCAUUAGUUCUACAAAACCUUCUCAUCUGGAUUAAAGGAUGUAGUCUGGAAUACUGAUGCAACUGCUGAAGAACAGAAGCAAUAAGAAAUAGCAAGUUGUUCA
Arabidopsis arenosa is the source of this 554-nucleotide messenger RNA. NCBI's taxonomy places the organism in Eukaryota, Viridiplantae, Streptophyta, Magnoliopsida, Brassicales, Brassicaceae. The record is from the annotation of a GenBank genome assembly.